UUAAUAUCAUAUUAAUCAACAAUUCCACUCCACAAAUGUAUUUCUUCUAGUUCCAGUAACAUAAUGUACUCCUCCUUCAGAAAGGUAUUUCCUGUUCGAGUUCUUCAUUCAAAAAGUUUGAAGAAGUUGGAAGUUCUGGUGACACUUUUUUUGGACAUAACGAGAAGAAUGAUGGGAAGAAAGAGUGAGGCUUUAUGUGUCGUAGGUGGGCCCAGACCUAACCCAGACUGUCCCAAGAGCGCUCGGAUGGCUUCCUAUAUGCAGGCAGCCUGUUCACUUGCCGUAAAGCAAAAUGGUGCAAAUUGCGACCACCUAUGCAUCGUCGUCCCUGUUUCUCCAUUUCCAGCCUGUACCUGCGUCUCUCUUCCUGUCAGCAAGCUCCUUCUAGCCUGUCGUUCGGGAAGACGACUCUGUUCUCUUACGGUCAGACUUACUGAAAAGGCGACUACGUUGGAUUAUAACAUCUAUUUAAGUGGAUCUUUAGCAUUAAGAUGGUUUUAAAUUUAUGAUAUUUAUUCGUUAAGAGAUUGGUGAAAAUGAAGAAAUGUGCAAUCUCGAUAGGAUUUUUGAAAGGAUGUUCGAAGAUUCUUUUAAUUCGUUAAUGAAGAUGGAUGUUAGUUAGUUCAAGUUGUACUAUUAUAAUUUUAUAUUUUCAUAUCCUGCAAUGGAUAUACAAAGAAAAAUGGUAAGGCGAGAAUCGAGAAUAUUUGCCUAAGACUAAUUUUAAAGUAUCCAAGUAAUAAAUCUAGCGAUAAAAACAAAUAAUUAAAAAAUUUAUUUAGAAAGAAACUUCGUACUUUUUCUAUGUUCUUUUUGUCUUAUUAAUGAUAUAUAACAUCCGUGACGCGGAAUUGCAGAAAUACGAUCCCGUUUUUCAAUGUUUUUUUCAGACAAAUGCCGCUGUGAGCGCUCCCCGAAGUGCGACGACCUUCGCGCUGCGAAGAACUAGGAUAAACCAGUGGUCUACGUAUCUCUUUGGACGUAGAGUAAGCUAAUCCGGUUGCGGAUCAUGUUUGCAGCCCCUUUAAAUGAUACUGAUACGCCUUAGUCGCGAAAGUCGCAUGUUCCGAGAUCCAGACAGUUUCUUCAUCUGUUCAUUUAGGAAUUCUGAUCGAACCAAUUUAACAAUUUAUCUAAUUGUGCUU
Messenger RNA from Apis dorsata (giant honeybee), 1145 nucleotides. RefSeq lists its product as uncharacterized. The record is from RefSeq and is a predicted model, not a curated record. NCBI's taxonomy places the organism in Eukaryota, Metazoa, Arthropoda, Insecta, Hymenoptera, Apidae.